AUAAGCGGAACAUGAGCCCAGCAUCCGCAGUCAGUCAGUCAGUCAUUCAGUGUUCGGUAAAAUCGUACUCGUGCUUCGACCGCCUUCACGCAUGAUGAAUCGAAUGAUUGUAUUACUAUUGGCAGCUGUAACUGCUGUUACAGCCGAGGAGAUGGUGGCGGUUGUUCGUCUAACGCCGUUUUCCGAAAAAAAUAUUACGGGUAACUUAAAAAUCGUUCAAUCUGUUCCGAAUGGACCUGUCACCAUUACCGGUAAGAUUCAAGGACUUACAGAGGGUCUUCAUGGUUUCCAUGUGCACGAGAAAGGAGAUCUGAGUAUGGGUUGCAUAUCUGCGGGAGGACAUUUCAAUCCUGAGAACGUUACUCAUGGCGCACCGGAAGACACUGUCAGACAUGUUGGUGAUCUGGGAAAUAUCCAAGCUAAUUCUGCGGGAGAAGCGAUUAUAAAUAUCACUGACAAUAUAAUCUCGCUGAGCGGAUCGAACAGUAUCCUGGGAAGGUCCAUAGUUGUUCACUCUGGCGAAGACGAUCUUGGCAAGGGCAAUAGCUCUCUCUCCUUGACAACCGGAAAUGCCGGCGAUCGUUGGGCUUGUGGUGUCAUCGGUAUCGAAAAAAUCUGAGAUACUCCGAAGGGAAAUGUCAACGGUCGACGGAGGAGGAGAAAAAAAAAGGAUCGAUACCUAUCACCCCGUAGAUCUGAUUAGAAACUCGAAUUAGAAUUGACUCAAUAUUGUUGAAAUGUUACGUUCUUACGACUCCUAUAAGAUGUUAUGUCGUAUAUAUAUUUUAUGUGAUUUGUAAGAGAGAGUUUUGUAAUAAACUGCGCAAUAGACGUAGAAUUAAUAGGUACGACAUGUGCGCGAUGUGAAUGUAAUUUUCCCUCUGACUUGAUUUUAGCGUGUCUAUCUUUUGUAUGAGAAUCGUUGAUGACAUUUUAGCAGUGUUUUGUUCCUCUGUGUUUUCCCAAUAUAUCCUUUCUCUGUCUUA
Molecule: messenger RNA, 986 nt
Organism: Pogonomyrmex barbatus (red harvester ant)
Lineage: Eukaryota; Metazoa; Arthropoda; Insecta; Hymenoptera; Formicidae
Biological process (GO): superoxide metabolic process
Molecular function (GO): copper ion binding
Source: RefSeq, a predicted model, not a curated record